CCUCCAGGACCCUCCAGGACCCCCAGGAUCUUCCAGGACCCUCCAGGACCCUCCAGGAAUCCUCUACAGGAACAUGGACCCCAAGCGUCUGUCCUCCAGCUCUCAGCAGCAAGUUCGCCUCAGGAAAAAGAGGACAAAGAGAGAAUGGAGACCGCUGGAGGACCGGAGCUGCACGGACCUGCCCUGGUUCCUGCUCUUCACCGUCUUCUGCGUCGGCAUGGGCAGCAUCUGCGGCUUCACCAUCGUCACCGGCGGCGCCGCUCGCCUCGUCUUUGGAUAUGACAGCUACGGCAACACCUGCGGUCAACGCAACGAACAGAUCGAAGGCGUCAGGCUCAGUGGCCUCGACCACACCGACAGGAAGUUUGUCUUCUUCCUGGAUCCCUGUAACAUCGACAUCGUUCAGAGGAAAAUCAAGUCCAUGGCUCUUUGUGUGUCUCUGUGUCCCACCGAGGAGCUGAAGACCUACCAGGACCUGAAGAGGUUCGCCAUGCUCAACGGCUCUGAGCUGUGUUCCUACGAGUUGGCAGGUCAUAAAUAUCCAGGUCUACCUGAGAGGUUCUCCAAGUGUCCCAAACUUCCUGUCCCACCCAGUAAGCCGUUGCCGGUGUUUAACCGCUGCACUCCGGUGGAUGUUUCCUGUUAUGCGAAGUUUGCCGAGGCCGUGGUGACGUUCGUGGGCGACAACAGCGUCCUGCACCGACUGAUCGCCGGCGUCGCCGCCAGUAAAGAGAUCAUCGUGGGGCUGUGUGUGCUCGCUCUGGUCCUCUCCAUGAUCCUCAUGGUGAUCAUUCGGUACAUCUCCGCCGUCCUCGUCUGGAUCCUCACCUCGCUGGUCGUCCUCGGAUCCCUGGCGGGGACCAGCGUCCUCUGGUGGCUCUACAUCGACCACCGGCUCUACGGGAACGACACCUCCUCUAAGGUGGCGAAGGAGGUGAAGGAGGAAGUGGACGUCAGCAGAGACAGCGGACAGGCGCUGCUCGUCUACGCCGUCGCCGCCACCGUCUUCACCAUCAUCCUGCUGCUGCUGAUGCUGUUCAUGAGGAAGCGAGUGGCUCUGACCAUCGCUCUGUUCCACGUGGCGGGAAAAGUCUUCAUCCACCUCCCCCUCCUCACCCUGCAGCCCUUCGUCACCUUCCUCGCCCUCCUGCUCUUCUGGAUCUACUGGAUCCUGGUCCUGCUCUUCCUGGGAACCACUGGAAACCCGGUCCAGAAUGAGGAGACGGGACUGACGGAGUUCAGACUGACGGGUCCUCUUCAGUACCUGACCUGGUACCACGCUGUGGGUCUGGUCUGGAUCAGUGAGUUUAUCCUGGCCUGUCAGCAGAUGACUGUGGCCGGAGCCGUGGUCACAUACUACUUCACCAGGGACAAGAACCGGCUCCCGGUGACCCCGAUCCUGUCCUCAGUCCUGAGGCUGGUCCGGUAUCACCUGGGCACCGUCGCUAAAGGAUCCUUCAUCAUCACUCUGGUCAAGAUCCCCAGACUCAUCCUCAUGUACGUCCACAACCAGCUCAAAGGAAAGGAGAACGCGUGUGCUCGCUGUCUGCUGAAAACUUGUAUCUGCUGUCUGUGGUGUUUGGAGAAGUGCCUCAACUAUCUCAAUCAGAAUGCAUAUGCAGCCACAGCCAUCAACAGCACCAGUUUCUGCACGUCUGCGCGCGACGCCUUCGUGAUCCUGGUGGAAAAUGCUCUGCGCGUCGCCACAAUCAACGCCAUCGGAGACUUCGUGCUCUUCCUGGGGAAGAUCCUGAUCGUGACGACGACGGCGUUCGCCGGCGUCCUCCUCCUGAACUACCAGCGGGACUACGCCGAGUGGCUGCUGCCGCUCAUCAUCGUGUGUCUCUUCUCCUUCCUGGUGGCUCACUGCUUCCUGUCCAUCUUUGAGAUCGUGGUGGACGUCCUCUUCCUCUGCUUCGCCAUCGACACCAAGUACAACGACGGCACUCCGGGGAAGGAGUUCUUCAUGGACAAAGCUCUGAUGGAGUUCGUCGAGAGCAGCCGGCGGUUGGAGCGAGCAGUGGAGCGUGGGCGGAGCCGGGUGAAGGAAGCGGUUUCGGAGGGGGCGGAGAUGAAGCCCAUGGUGAGUGACAGCGGCGGAGGGGGCGUGGACGGAGAGGAGUGGGAGGACCUUCAGGAAUUCCAGGUGUACUACCUGCUGGUGGGGGUGCUGGUGGACUGGGUGCUGACGGAGCAGAGCGGCUUCGUCCUCUGUCUCAGCGAAGACGUCGUCCUCUUCCUCUGUGUCUACCUGCCCACCUCCACCCUCUUCCUGUUCGUCAGCCUGCUGCACACGCCAAGCUCCGCCCCCUCUGCCAACACCACCAAAUCAGCCGCCGUCACCGCCGUGUGCUAACACAUGCUAACUGAUGCAUGCUAACAGACACUGUCCAUGCUGAAUGGAUAAACACUGAUGCAUGCUAACUCAUCAUCAUCAUCAUCAUCAUCACCAUCAUCAUCAUCAUCAUCAUACUUUCUGUUUGUAAUUUAUUUUUUACUUUUGUAUCUUUAUACUUUUACAGUUUUUACUGUGUGUGUGAGUGUGUGUGUGUGUGUGUGUGUGAGAGAGUGUGUGAGAGUGUGUGUGAGUGUGUGUGAGAGUGAAUGUGUGUGUGUGUGUGAGUCUGAAUCUGUGUGUGUGGGUGUGUGUGUGUGUGUGAGAGAGUGUGUGAGAGUGUUUGUGUGUGUGUGUGUGUGAGUCUGAAUCUGUGUGUGUGGGUGUGUGUGUAUGUGUGAGAGAGUGUGUUAGAGUGUGUGAGUGUUUGUGUGUGUGUGUGUGAGUAUGUGUGAGAGAGUGUGUGUGUGUGUGUGUGUGUGUGUGUGUGUGUGUGUGUGUGUGUGUUGGGCCUUAUUUUCUCACUGUGGUGCUUUGAGGAGAUGGAGGACUCAGCAGGAUCAGGUGGUCCAGCAGAGGGCGCUCUGUUUGCUCACCUGUUGAUCCUUCAGUAAACUCAGCUGAUCAGUAUCGAUCAGUAUUGAUCAGUAUCGAUCAGAUAAUCAGAGCGUAGAAUGGAGAUAAGAGACCAACAAGCAUCAGCUGCCUUACUUCCUGUUGGUUUCUAUGGUGACACUAAGUGGUUGCUAAAUCACCUACCUCCUCUUCCUCCUCCUCUGGUCAGACCUGGGGUCAGAGGUCAGAGGUCAGAUUCUGAAGAUGAAGUUUUUGAGGAGAGAGUUUCUGCUGAGUCUGAGCUUCUCCACCAGGAUGUUUAAUCUCCUCCAGACCUGAGAUCCAGUCCCGAGUCAGAGUCCUGGUUCUGGACCUUCACGGUUUGACACCUUAAAGUUAACAAGACGAAUCAAACAACAUGUGAGAAUCAUGAUUUUGUAAUUGAUGAGAGUCUGAGCCUCAGGUCUGGAUCCUCUGGAUCCUCUGGAUCCUCUGAUGUAGAUUUAGUUCCAGUGAACUGGAGAAUAAAAGUGAAGAAAACAGUGGAGAGUGUUUCUGGUCUAAAUCCUCUGAGGGGGGGCCGAAGUCUAAAUCCUGAUCCCUCAGGACAGAAUCGGGUCUGACAUCAGAGUCAGAGACCCUGUUGUGUCUCUUCAGUCUUUCUCCUCUAUAUUAGAGGUCAGAGGUCAGGGGCCGUGGUUUUGGACCCGUAACCUCAGUGUCUCUAACAUCCUGCGUUCGUCCUGCUUGCUGCUUUUAAACACCUGACUACCCAUGAUACUCUUCUUCUCACCCUCCAUCACAACAACAAACCGCCUGUCAUCUUCCAUCAUGUGUGAUCGCCAUGACGACCUGUCAACCUUGGUUUUCUGUUUCAGGCUCCGGGGACGAGUUCAGCUUGACCAAAAUCAGCCAAUGGGACUUCUUAAAAAAAAAAAAAAAAGAGACAUUCCAAAUGUUUAUUUUUACCAACGUGUAACAUGUUUACUAUGGUUUCACUCCAGGGAAAACGAUAUUUUAAUAAGAAACUGUAAAAACGUAACAAUGUAAUGAAGCACUUUAUAUUGAAGCGCUGCAGAUUUUAAACCGGCUGAUGCAUCUUUUCGUAGUGAUGUCGUUUUUUAUAACUGAACUCAUCGCUCACUCUUCAGUUCUAACUUCAGCCAAGACACUUUUCUGUUGUCAUGGAGACGACCUGCGGCUCACUGACACACCCGGACUCGCCCGGACUCCGCGUUGGAUCUCGGUCAGCAGAGGGGGCGGAGUCUGUGCACAGAUGGAACAGCAGCCAUACAGCUCCACGUCUGGUUGGUGGAUGAGAUUGGAGGUCAGAGGUCAGCUGACCAGGUUUUGAUCGCACUGCGGGCACGUCGAUCAAUACCUCUGAUUGAUUGAUCAACAGGUAAAGGAUCCAUCAGCUGUUUCAUCCAGACCCAGGUCACAGUCAGAGGUACAAGAAGUACAAUAAUACCAGAGUACAAGUAUAAUAAUACCACAGAGGAGAAGUACUCAAGUUAAAGUACUGCAUUUAAACUGGACUUCACAGCUACAGCUGAUUGGAUCAUUUCAGAAUGAAGUUUUUCUAGCAGGAUGAUAUUUGAUAGUACACACAAGAACCGUUUGUCCACUUGUAGACACACACACACACACACACACACACACACACACACACACACACACAUGCAGAUUGAUUGGUGUAAUUUGGUGCUAAAGUUAAACAAUAAAACUCUGAUUGGCCUCCGACCACAAACAGCAGCAGCAGCUGAAAACAGUUUUAUAACUGAAUAUCUCAGAAACGUGCAGUAAAAGAGACAUGAAGCAACAGAUUCAUUCAUCAUCAUCAUCAUCAUCAUCAUGAGAACAUGUUGUCUAACGAACUGCUAAAGAUAAUAACAACACAACAUAAAGACCAAACCAAGUAUCAGAAAACCACAUGAGACGAUUUCAAGUUCAUUCUGCGUCUGAACGUUAACGUCAAACUCCACACCAGUAUCAGGGUGGAUGUUUUUGAUAAUGAAGGCAACAUCAAAGCACCAACCUCCUCCUUUAUCUCCUUUAUCUCCUUUAUCUCCUUUAUCUCCUCUUUCAUCUAGACUCGUAAUGUUAGUGAGUGGAUGCAGAUAAAAACAAAACAAAGUCUCUUGUUAUUGUAAGUAAAUCAGUGUAGUAGUAUUGGAUUAUAAUUCACGUGUUCAUCACUUUAAUGUUGCAGCUGGUGAAGGAGGAAAUAAUCUUAACGACACACAGCUGCAGUUUCACCUUUGAACAUUUUGUUUAGUUUAUCACCUGACUGAGGUCACAGCAGCGUCUCCCUGACACGAGGAGAAGAAGUAGUAACAGGAAAUAAAAGUAAAACAUUAAACAUCAGCAGAUCAGUCGCCAUAGAAACAAGAUCUGAAUCUGAAAUUGAAUUGGUCGUAAUAAUAAUAAUAAUAAUAAUAAUAAAACCUUAUUUACAGCACUUUUCAACACAAGUAAGAAAAAGCUUCACACCCGACAUGUAGGGAGGGAUCCAAACCUGGUCGCAAAAGUGAUUAAAUUGAUUUAAAAUCAAUAAUAAAAUAAACAGGAAGUCAGUGUUUAGACGCUGUGAACGUGAUGCCUAGACUGAGCCGACAGCUGAUGGAACCUGGUGGAUGUUGCUCGUGCUGCUCGCAGUGCGACGCCUCAGCCUCCAUCAGAGGUCAUUAACCUCCCGUCCACACGGGGGCAGCAGAGUCACAGUGAUGACGGAGAACAUUAUGGAGGAGGGGUCAUGUCAGCUGACCUGUGAUGAAGAUGAUUGACAGUCAGAUUGUUUUUCGUCUCCACAAAACCGUCACCUGGAUCUGAACUUCCUGUUCCUGGACCUCCAUCACUUCACCGUCCAAAACCUCCACAACAGAGUCCGAGCUGUUUCCCCUGAAGAUCCAGAGGAGAAGAAGAAGAAGAAGAAGAAAGUGGGAUGUGUGUGGGCGGAGCUUCCUGUGGAGGUGACGGCUCAGCAAUAAAACAAACUGCAUCAUGUGACCACGUCAGCAUCAACAACAAGUCUUCCUGCUUCUGUUUGUUCACCGCGGUCCAGGUCCGACAUGUCUCACUGUCCAGCAGGCGGCUGACAGGGAAGGACUGAGAGGUGCAGCUGAGAGCUCAGAGAGAAGCCAGUAAGUGGACCUUUGAGUGGUUCUGUCACCUCAGACCAGACGAGAUGAAGGAGUCAGCUGCUCGUCUGUUGCCCAACAUGUUGCCUUGUUGCCCCGCAGGUUGAGUUGUGUCAGGCUGAAUCCAAACGUCCGUGUCUGCUGAGGGUAAACGGAGCUCAGCGGUUGGAUGUGAUUCCUCAGUCGGCCAUUUUUUUAUUUUGAAAAAAGUAAUUAAUUUACUAAUUCACCCAGAAUUCAUUGUAUUUUUAGAUAGUCAAGAACUAAACCGCUUUGUGCAACAGAUGAAUUCAGACUCAGUUUAUCUGUUAAAUCUAAGCCACAGUCAAAGUCCUCUCUGUCAUGUGACCAGCUUCAUGUGUUCACAGAUUAAAUACAGGAAGUAUAAAAUAUUAUAACCAGGAAGUGGAGAAAAUGAAUCUACAGAGUUUCAUGAUGACGUGAGCUCCUCCUCUGUCCAGAGUUUUAUUUCAGAGCAGCUGUAGUUGAUCAGUUUCUUCCAGCAGCUGAUUUUUGUCUGUAUAAUGUACAUCAGUGAAGCUGAGCAAUUUAUUUUAAAACAUUUAAAAACAUUAUUUCUGUUUUUAUUUAUUUUAAAAUUACAUCUCUUCAGUAAAGUAAUAAUUUCUGUUUUGCAACUGAUUUGUCGGGACACUCGCAGUACCUUCGCCGCCCAGCAGUGGGCCCCGGACCACAGGUUGGGAACCACUGCUGUGGAUCGACACAACAGAUAGAAGAGAGGAUGGAUGUUAAAUAUAAUAUAUAUAUAUACAUAUAUAUGCACCAUCUUCACUUCCAGGAUAUUCACAGUGUUAGUGAGGAGCCAUGAUGAUGAGGAGGAUGAACCUUCCUCAUCAUCACGUUCUUCAUCGUCGAGCUCUGGAUCUGUUCAUGACUUCCUCUUCUUCUUCUUCUGUGGUUUAAUGGCAGCGAUGGGAGAAUCAGCUGUUUAUCUCCGUCAACACUCAGCAUCAGGAGAAAACUAGACUUGACUCAGGUUUCUGGAUCCGGGUUCAGGCUCUGGUUCUGGUUCUGGUUCUGGUUCUGGUCUCGGACGUUUGGAUUCAGCCUCAGUCUGAUGAACUGCGCCGAGUCAGACGUCAACCAGCUGACGAGUCUGUGUUAAAGUUUUCUUUGCUGAUGUAACGGCUGCAGCUGAUUGGCUCAGCCCAGCGAUGUUUGUGUGACGUUUUCAGGCUGCGACUGUUUCCCAUCAUCCACCUCUGUCAUCCAGACUCCUCCUCCACCUCGGAGGAGAAACAGACGGGUUGAGACAGCUGAUCGGAGAGCUGUUCCAGUCACACGAGUCACGUUGUCUUGGUAACACCUGUUGAUGUAGUUGACCUCUGACCUCACAGUGAGCGUCUCCAUAUACAGAGCAUGUGUGUUAUAAACCUGUUGAUACAGUGAGUCACAGGGCGUGAUGCUCCGAGCAUGUUAACUAAUUGCACUAAAGAUGGAGUUCAUUCAACACUGACGUCAGUUUAAAGUAGCUGUAAAGUAUUUUAGAUGAAGUGUUUGUAGCUCAGAUAUUAACACACACACACACGCACACACACACGCACGCACACACAUUUACUCACGUUCAAACGUCCCGAAAAAGAAAAAAUUUCAAUCAGUAGAAAUCAUUAAAUCUGCUUCUCAGACUCAUUUCUAAACAUUUAGUUUGGAUCAUGUGACCCUGUCGCCGGGCAGAUUUAACCUGCUGACUGACAGGAGCUGAAGCUUCGUUCACAGAAAUAAAACAAAGAAAAAUAUUUUCAUUCUUAUUCAAUUAAAAAUGUUCAUCUCAGUUUCUCAGUCGUCUUCAAACAAGCACAAAUAUCUGCAGCUGCUACAGGUUUUUGUUUUCUUUUACAGCCACUGGAAUUAAUUGGAAGUUCACCAAUUUUAUAUUCACUAAUAAUUACUAAAACACAUGGUUCUUUCUCCAGGACACUUCUUUGAAAUUAUUAGGAAAUAAAUCAAGCAAAAAAUUAAUUACUUUAAUUACUCAAACAGUUAAUCAGGUAUGAAAAUAAAAUGUUUGUCGAUUGAUUAACAGUUAAUCAAUUAAUCGUUUUAGGUGUAGAAUCAAAUGUUUGUUAGACUCAAGGAUUGUUUCAGCAGCUGUUCAUAAACUUGAUGUUCUUGCUAGGUUCUUAGUAACUAGUUAAUGUUAAAUAAACUAGUGAGUCACUAAUAAAAUACACCAAUUAAAUGUUUUAGAGUAAGAAACAUCUUUGGAACCGUUAGCUUUAGCAUCCUGAGCUAAAACGUGACUACACCUUUACAGAGGGGAAUAUUAAAGUGACAGAAGCUCAGGUGUAAACGUACGUUUGACUUUAUAUUAUUCACAUUAUUAUUAGACGUAUUCUUACAGCUUAGAAUGAUGGGAAAUAUCUGAUUAAGUUAACGUAAGCUAACUGAACCAGUACUAUUCAGUCAUUUAGCCUAGCUAAUGUCAUUAGCAUGUUUUAUAAUUAGACAUAUACAGUGUUAUUUUUAUGAAAUGUAUCUAAAUCAAUAUGAUUUACAUCAUUAGCAUUUUGAUGAAGAACCAUGUUUCCUCAUUUAAUCAAAUGUUAGCGAUCAAACGUUAGCUCCGUAUGCUAGCUCAGCUAUGCUACAUAGGAACUAGUUUAGAGCUAGUAUUAGUGAUAAUUAAACUGUGGUUCGUUAACACUGAGGUGAGGAGGAUCAGUUCAUCAACAGCUGCUGCAGGGGUUUUUUUUAUCUGAUCUGAUCUCUAAUUACAGAAAAAAUAUCAACAUAACAGAAUAUUUAAUCUUCAUUCAUUGAUUAUUAGAAACUGCAUUCUUCAUUUCUACUGAUUAUGUUAUAGACUCAGCUCAGCUUCCUGUGAGGGAAGGUCAAAGGUUAUGUUAGCUUAGCUUUUAGAAAGAACUGGACAUUACCAACUGAUCGGUUUUAUUAGAGAUACAAGAAACGAUUUGUAAAUAAAUUGGAAUUCAAAGUGUUAACAACAGAUUUUUACAGAAAAGUUCAUUUCACUGUAAAAAUGUCAACACUGUUUAUAUCCACAGUGAUUUUUAUCUGCGCUCAACAUGUGGUCACAGUGACAAAGAUCCUUUAAUAAUCACAUGGUGAUUAAACCAGGAACUUCUCACCCAGUUUUUGUUUCAUAAAAAAGAAGAAAAAAAAAGCUACUUCAAAAAAAAAAGGAAAAAUGUAUGAAAUAUUUAGUUCACAUCAGAAAACAGAAAUGUUUCAGUCGUAUCUGAUGGUAUCAGGAGUAACAACUUUUUAUUUUAUCUUUAUUAUUUUCUUUAUUGUAGUUUAUUGUUGACGUUCUGGUUCAUUGAGAUGAACUUAAUUAAAUUUAUUUACUCCUCAUGCUUGAGAAACUUUUACAUCACACACCUGAUGAGAAAAUAUUGUUUAUAUUGUGUAAGAAAUAUGAACCAAUAAAACUCCAGCAGGUGAUUUGACCUCAGACACCUGCUGAUGAUUUGUUCUGAAUGACAGGUUUAUAUUUAUUAACGUAUGUUGAGACUGUUGGAAUGAAACUUCAGCUCGUCUGUCAACUGCUGACCAAUAAUCUGCUUCAUUCAUCAAAUCAAACCAAUCAGCAUGCAGAGGAGAAGCUCCGCCUGCUGAAUGUGGACAGGUGAGCCGUGGGUUAGGGACGCUCCAAUCAAAGUGUGACGUGUGUCUGGUUUUUAAUUUGUGUUCAAAUUAAUUCAAACAACUUAAAUGUCAGAAAUUUAAACUUCACAUUAACAACUCGGAUUUCCUUCACAGCUGAUCCUCGAGAGCCAAUAGAAAUUCAGUAUUCUGUUUUGAUGUUUUGUUACGGCUGUGUGCUAUAACAAAGAUUUUUAUAUGUUUUUAUAUUAACAUUAACACAGGUUAGCUCGUCACUCAGAGAGGCAGUGAAGGCAUCUACAUCAACUCUACUAAAUAACGUUAGCUUAGCAUUAGCCUGUGGUUUUGUUUGUUCAAACUGAAUCUUCUGGACAAAUGUUUUAACAAAUCUGAACAAACAUCAAUCGAUUGGAGUGUCCUUAAUUCUGCAUUCACUCGUCAUAUUUCUAAUUAUACUUUUUGGUCGUCGUGGUAACGGCCACCUUCAACCUGAGAACUGUUGUGCAGCUUCCCUCAGCCCUGAUCGCGGCGGAUGAAGGGCCGACGUUGUAGAGAAGCUGAUCCGGAACCAGUUUGCAUGUCCAUGUUUUUCUGCUCUGUAUCACAGCACGUCAUCUUCGUACGGUGUGAAUAAUCAGCUGUUAGAUUCACGGGUCACCUGACUGACGCCUCAGUGUCUCUCAGUGACUGACACGUGUCUUCACACGAGGGACGGCUCAUAGCAACAAGAUCUUUAGGCCGUCACGAGUUUAACUGUCAGGUGUGACACUAGUGUUUAGCUUUUCUCUGCAGUAAGAAGUCGUUUGUAACAUUGAAGAACUUUUUCUUUUGUUCUGGGUUGAUUUUUUAUAUUUUUCAUUUCUUAUGUAUAUUUGUUUUUUAAGAAAAAUAAUAAAAUGGAAAAUUUUAAUCUG
Seriola aureovittata is the source of this 10532-nucleotide messenger RNA. It is a transcript of the gene slc44a1b, whose product is annotated as solute carrier family 44 member 1b. The coding region runs from base 74 to 2356 and encodes 760 amino acids. Gene Ontology annotation, molecular function: transmembrane transporter activity. Gene Ontology annotation, biological process: transmembrane transport. The record is from RefSeq and is a predicted model, not a curated record. The transcript is spliced from 16 exons. Gene Ontology annotation, cellular component: membrane. NCBI's taxonomy places the organism in Eukaryota, Metazoa, Chordata, Actinopteri, Carangiformes, Carangidae.